GGUUUGAUUUGAUUUGGUUUGGCAAAAUUCACUCAUUUUCGAAUCAGUUUUGAAUAUGGGUACACGAUUAACAACAUUAGGUGCUGAUUCCGGUGUACCGGGUUUUUCACGUAUAUUCAGUUCGACUGGUUUACGAAAAUCAUUUUGGAUUGGUGUUGUAUUGAUAUUCAUUACAUUGACCGUUCGUGAUCUUAUUGAUUUGAUUAAAGAUUAUGUACAAUAUCCGGUUACGGUUAAUGUACGGAUUGCCGAUUCUCGUGUAUUACCAUUUCCGGCCAUAACGAUUUGUAAUCUAAAUCUUGUACAUCGAUCAAGAUUUUGUGCAGCAAAAAAUGUUGAAAAACCUGAUAUUAUUGAAAAUAUUUUAUGUGCAAAAAUUGGUGAUAUGUUGAAUCAAUGUAAAAUUUCAAAUAUGAUGGAAGAUUUAAUGGAUGAAGGUGAAAGUAUUUGUGGAUUGAAAAAAUCAUCGAAAAAAACCGAUCAAUCUGGUAAUAAUGGUGAUAAUAAUAAUCGUCGUCGUGGACAGGGUGGUCGUUUACGUGGAAAACGACAACUAAAAUUACAGGAUAUAUUGAAAACAGUACGUGAAGUUGGUAAUGCUGUACGUGGUGACGGACAAAAAGGUUCAAGCAUUAUUGAUAUUUAUAAUGAUUUUCAAGAUUCAGUUAAAUCAAUGGCCGAUGGUACUGGUGGACCAUUAGAUGAAACAUUAACACAAUUGGCAAAUUUUCUUGGUUUUAAUGUAUCAAAUAGUUUGGAUAUCAUUCCAAUGUUGUUUAUGAAAGCAUUUACCGAUACAACUGGUUGUCGUUUAGGUAGCAGUGAUGUUGGUGAUAUACUGCCGGAUAAUAUUCGAUUAACAUUGAAAAAAUUGACGAAAACAUUUAUGAAUCGUGAAUGUUUAUUUAAAACACCACGUUUGAUAAGAUUAUUUCAUGAUACAUCACAAAAAAUUGUUAAAUCAUUGAAUAAUUGUACAACACCAUGGUUGGAAACAUUAAAAUCAAGUGUUAAGAAAGGUGAAACACCAUGGUUUUUCCUGCUAGAUCUUUUAUCAUCAUGGCUGGCUGAUUUGGCUAAAAAUCGUCCAGAAGAUGCAAAAAUUAUCGGUCAUCAUGGACCAGAUUUGAUUAAACAAUGUAUAUUCGCUGGUCGUACUUGUAGUCCAACGAAAGAUUUUAGUCAUUUUUUCUAUAAUUCAUAUGGUAAUUGUUAUACUUAUAAUCUUAAUAUUGAUAAUUUAAAAGUACAGGAUUCAUUAUCCGGAUUUACUGGGCCAAAAUUUGGCCUAGAAAUUGUAUUGAAUUUAGAAACCGAACAAUAUAUGCCAACAUCACGUGAAUCUGGGGCAAAAAUUGUUAUACAUGAUAGUACGGCAAGAGCUGAUCCGGAUCAAGAUUCCGUACAUGUUGCACCAGGUCUUGUUACAUAUAUCGGUGUACGUAUGGUAAAUAUAACACGAUUACCACAUCCAUAUCCGGAUAAAUGUUCAAAUGUAUGGCGUGAUCGUGGCCUAGAAAAAUGGGCAAGAGAAUUAAAUUAUGAUGCUUAUUCAACACAAAUUUGUUUGAAAUUAUGUUUACAACGUUUUACAAUAAUGUAUUGUAAUUGUUGGAUACCAUCAUCACCACCACCAAAACAAGAUAUAUCACAAUGUAAUAAUCGUAAACAAAAAGAAGAUGAACGUUGUACAGAAGAAAUUCGUCAAAUGUAUUAUAAUGAAACAAUUAAUUGUGAUUGUCCACCUAGAUGUACGGAAUUAUCAUUUGAAAAAUUUGUAUCAACCGGACAAGAAUUGCAACAAUGUUCAAUAUUAACAACAGCAAAUUUUGGUGGCAAAAAUAAUCCAAAUGGUAACAAUAAUGAAGUAGUAGAAAUAGUCAACAAUAAAAAUGAGGAUGAUGAUGAUGAUUCGAAUGAUGAAGAUGCGGAAAUGAAAUUGGAUAAAAAUAAUUUGGCCAAAGUUGUUGUUUAUUUUCAAUCAUUAAGCUAUCAAGAAAUAACACAAUAUCCAAAAUAUACUGUUACAACAUUAUUGGGAGCAAUUGGUGGUAUACUUGGUGUUUAUAUGGGUUUUUCAUUUCUUGCUUUAUUCGAAGUAUUUGAUCUAUUUGGUAGGGUAUUUUGUUGUAUUGUACCACCAUCAUCAUCAUCGUCGAAUGAACGAAUUAAAUCAGCAAGUUUACAACCAUUACAUCAUCCACAACAACAACUACAAUUAUCACCAACAAAUUCAAUCAAAAGUAAUGAAUCAUUGAUUAAAUCAAUAAAUAUUAAAUCACGAAUGGCAAAACAUUAG
Molecule: messenger RNA, 2299 nt
Organism: Dermatophagoides pteronyssinus (European house dust mite)
Lineage: Eukaryota; Metazoa; Arthropoda; Arachnida; Sarcoptiformes; Pyroglyphidae
Biological process (GO): sodium ion transmembrane transport
Cellular component (GO): plasma membrane
Molecular function (GO): ligand-gated sodium channel activity
Source: RefSeq, a predicted model, not a curated record